AUGCAUUCUGUUCUCAUUUUUCUGAUCUCGUUUCUUGUAAAUAUUACUACAUGCUUCUAUGAAAACUCAUCGCAUUAUGUGCCAGAAUGGAACAAGUUUCUUGAUCAACAACAAAAACUAGUCAGCGAUUUGUUCGAAAAGUAUGAUAGUAGUAUUUCACCAGUAUACUCCAAAAUUGAUAUCAAUAAACCCAUUGGAUACAACCCAAUUGCUCCGAAACGGUACAACUACACUAUUUUUAUGUACAAUAUAAAGUUGGUAGAGGUUCUCGAGCCAGAGGAAAAGGUUUCAGUGGUCAUGGAAAUGGCUGAGCACUGGUAUGAUCCUCGUCUUGCCUGGAAUCCAUCACUCUACGAUGACAUUGAGAUGCUUCAUAUGAGACAGGAGAAAGUGUGGAGUCCAACUAUAAAUAUGUUUAGAAUAAACGACAUUGCUGAUUUUCGUGACCAAGAUUUUCGGAUGGUGUCUCUAGACAAUACUGGCCACAUCUACUCCUCUUUAUCUCUUCGAGUAUCCGUAAAUUGUCCAUUGGACGUCAGAAAGUUCCCAUUCGAUUCACAAACUUGUACCAUUCAAUUUUCAAUGCCCCUAUUUUUUAUUCAGUAUGUCGAGAUGUUCAGCCAGAUUUAUGAUGGGAUUUUGAACAAAACCGUUUGGAAGAGAAUGGGAAACUCUGAAUGGGACCUAGUAAAUUUAACAAAUCGAGUCGAAAUAUUGAGCUAUAACGACGGAAUUGGAGAUAUGCAAUUGGCAACUUUCGAGAUCAAAAUUCAGAGGAAUCCAUUGUAUUACAUUUAUAUGAUUGUUUUUCCUUCUUUUGUGAUCAAUGCAUUGUCGAUUGUUGGAGUUUUCAUGAAGAGGACAGAUAAGAUGUCAAAGCUCAACGUUGGUCUCACCAACAUUAUGACGAUGACCUUCAUCUUGGGUGUGAUGGCUGAUAAAAUUCCUAGAACCGGAUCGAUCCCAUUGCUUGGAAUCUACAUAAUCAUUAAUCUGUUCAUAAUGAUAGUCGCUGUUGGGAUUACUGUACUUAUGGGUAGCAUCCGGAAGUGUGCGAUUCCCCGAUUGAGAAUGAAGAAGACGGAGCUGCGUCAAUGGAUCGAGUGGGUUUUGGGAGACCCCAUGGAAACAAUAUGUAUGACUGUGCUGGGAACAAUCAACGCAUUGAAUUUCUUCGUGGUGAUUGUUUUCUGGAUAAGGGAUUCAUGA
Molecule: messenger RNA, 1209 nt
Organism: Caenorhabditis briggsae
Lineage: Eukaryota; Metazoa; Nematoda; Chromadorea; Rhabditida; Rhabditidae
Gene: Cbr-lgc-18
Product: Protein CBR-LGC-18
Exons: 8
Coding region: 1-1209 (402 amino acids)
Biological process (GO): nervous system process; signal transduction; monoatomic ion transmembrane transport
Cellular component (GO): synapse; membrane; neuron projection
Molecular function (GO): extracellular ligand-gated monoatomic ion channel activity; transmembrane signaling receptor activity; neurotransmitter receptor activity
Source: RefSeq, a predicted model, not a curated record